AUGGGGUUUGGAUAUCUUAGGUCUGUUUCCUCAAGCAUCGGGUUAACGAAAGUUCCUCCUGAUGGCAAUGGACUACUUCACAAAAUGAUUUGGAGAGACGUUGUUUGUCAAUUUGGAGUUCCACGAAUAAUUAAUACUGAUUAUGGAAAGCAAUUCGACUGUGAUUCAUUUCGAAGUUUCUGUGAAAGCUUGGGGAUUCAUCUGCGAAUUGCCUCAGUGGCAUAUCCUCAAGCUAACGGUCAAGCUGAAGCCAAUAACCGCACUAUUUUGCAUGGUUUAAAAACUCAUCUCGAAGAAGCAAAGGGAGCAUGGGUUGAGGAAUUGCCAACCAUCUUGUGGGCCUAUCGUACCACAAGUCGAGUAUCAACGGGAAAAACACCAUUUAAUCUAGUUUAUGGAACGGAAGCCCUGAUCCCUGUGGAAGUAGUUGUUGGGUCUCCUAGACUAAACGCUUAUGAAGGUAACCCAGAUACCAGUAAUUCUGCAUCACUAAAAGAAAAUAUCGACCUAGUUGAAGAGCAAAGAGACAAAGCUACCACCCAAUUAGCUGCGUGUCAUAAGAGAAUUUCUAGCUACUACAAUUCUCAAGUGAGAAGUCGACCACUGAAAGAGGAUGAUAUGGUGCUCAGAAAGUCGACCAUUACUAAUAUGCUUCGAGAACAAGUAAAAUUGUGA
Diospyros lotus (date-plum) is the source of this 675-nucleotide messenger RNA. RefSeq lists its product as uncharacterized. The transcript has a single exon. NCBI's taxonomy places the organism in Eukaryota, Viridiplantae, Streptophyta, Magnoliopsida, Ericales, Ebenaceae. Gene Ontology annotation, biological process: DNA integration. Gene Ontology annotation, molecular function: nucleic acid binding. Bases 1 to 675 code for a protein of 224 amino acids. The record is from RefSeq and is a predicted model, not a curated record.